Molecule: messenger RNA, 1536 nt
Organism: Trichoderma citrinoviride
Lineage: Eukaryota; Fungi; Ascomycota; Sordariomycetes; Hypocreales; Hypocreaceae
Product: WD40 repeat-like protein
Exons: 2
Coding region: 1-1536 (511 amino acids)
Biological process (GO): regulation of DNA damage checkpoint
Cellular component (GO): nucleus
Molecular function (GO): DNA binding; protein binding
Source: RefSeq, a predicted model, not a curated record
AUGGCUCCCAAGAACGAGGGCGACGGCCUCAGUGCCUUCGAGAGGCGGCGUCUGGAGAACAUGGCCGCAAACAAGGCACUCUUGUCCGAGAUCUCAGUGACUGCCAAGAAGAUCAUACCAGAAAAACCAGCGUCGAAGCCGUCGGCUCCACGAAGACGAGUAAAGGCAGAACCAGUCGUUCGAGAGCCACGACGAGGGACGCGCAUGAGUUCCCGUCUCGCCGGUGUGGCUGCUGACGACGAAGCUCUGAAGCGCAAACUCGAAGUAGAGGCCGAGCACCAGGCCGAGCAGGUUAAGGCCAAGAGACUACGGAUUGCCGAUGAUAUGAAACUCGGCGAUAUUGUCGUAGAUGGCAAAAAAUACGUAGGCAGCAUGGACGGGUUGCAAGGCAUUUUCCGUGGUGCGCAGCCCGGAGUUCGGACAUUCGAUUACGAUCCCAAAGAAGCGACAGAUGAUGACCUGAAGGACCUCCGACUGCGAAUGAAUGGCCUUAAGCUCUAUGAGCCUUGGAUACCCAAUGACAUCAAGAUCACGCCGCAGAGAGUGUAUGCUCUUGGUUUCCACCCGACUGAAGACAAGCCCAUUGUGUUUGCAGGCGACAAAGAGGGCGCCAUGGGCGUCUUUGAUGCGUCUCAGACGGUUCCCGAAGUAGAUGAUGACGAGGAUCUGCCCGAUCCCGUCAUCUCUGCCUUUAAGGUCCACGCGAGGACAAUCACUGCAUUCGUCUUUUCGCCCAUCGAUGCCAACGCCGUAUUUUCCUCCUCGUACGAUUCAUCAAUACGAAAGUUGGACCUGGAAAAGGGCGUGUCUGUGCAGGUGUUUGCGCCGGAGAAUGCCCACGAAGACCUCCCUAUCUCAGCGCUCGAGAUUCCUGCAGCAGAGCCAAACUUGCUCUUUUUCUCCACACUCGAUGGUUCAGUGGGACGUUAUGACACCAGGGCGCCCGAUAGCUUGGAGCUGUGGUCUUUAUCCGAGCAAAAGAUUGGAGGCUUCUCGAUGCACCCAUUACACCCUUAUCUAUUGGCGACGGCUUCUCUGGAUAGAACCAUGAAAGUAUGGGAUCUCCGAAAGAUGAGCGGCAAGGGGGAACUGAAACAUCCGACGCUACUCGGGGAGCACGAGUCGCGCUUGUCUGUGUCGCAUGCUUCUUGGAGUGCCGGUGGACAUGUCGCGACAUCUUCAUACGACGACACGAUCAAGAUAUAUGACUUUUCAGAAGCCUCCAAGUGGAAACCGGGCCAAAACAUUGAUGCGAAAACCAUGGAGCCAGCGCAUACAAUUCGUCAUAACAAUCAGACAGGCCGAUGGGUUACCAUCCUGAAGCCCCAAUGGCAGAAGAAUCCCAAAGACGGCAUCCAGAGGUUUACAAUCGGCAACAUGAACCGCUUCGUCGAUGUAUAUGCUUCGGACGGGAGUCAGUUGGCUCAACUGGGUGGAGAGGGCAUCUCUGCUGUGCCAGCAGUGGCUCACUUCCAUCCCAGCAUGGAUUGGGUAGCUGGAGGCACAGCCAGCGGCAAACUUUGUCUGUGGCAGUAG